AUGGCUGAUACCCUUAAAACAGGCGAGCCAUCCGGUUGGCGAAUACCCAAGGCUUGUCAAGAAUGCAGAAAGCGAAAAAUCAAGUGCAAUGGAGUCAACCCCUGCAAGACCUGUCGGGUGCGGAACACUCUAUGUGUCUACCGGGAUGUGAUCCGGCAGCGCAAGAAAAAGAGGCAUGGCCCUGUAGACGAGGGCCUGGCUUCCUGUGAAUCUACGCGCACUGAGCUUGGUACACAGCAGCCAUCCUCACCACCGCCCCAGCCGCUAGGCCGCCGGAACAAAUCAGCCAGCUAUACUUUCCACAACAGCGUUUCGGCAACGCACAUGACCUCUCCGUCAUGCAAGGUGCAACUAUAUUAUGGACCGACGUCCCAUUUUACCCUUAUGCAUGAGAUCUAUCGGGGUUUGGUUUCGAAUCAAACCACUCAUCCUGAGGAGCCGCAGGGAGAAGUCGAAGAGGCUGGGGCUGGGCUUGAUAUGUUCAGUGUUCGGGGCAUCUUCUUCGGUACUCCAGCUGAGACGCAUGAUCCCAAUAAGGGGAUCGGUACGACAGUCGCACCGGUGAUGUUCAUGCCGUAUGAGCUCGCCAGGGUAUUUCUGCAAAGAUUUUUGUCAACGCUGUACCAUCUGGUACCAUUCUGGUCCAAAGAGCUUUAUGAGCGCCAGCUAGAAACCCUGUAUCUUCCUUCCUCUGGUACCGGCUCUGACACUUGUACCAACUCCAUCUUACUGAUGGCUUUGGCCAUGGGCUCCCUGGGCACACAGCGUUAUCGCUGGGGAGAUAUUCUGUUUGAGCGGGUCAAGGCGUCUUGUCCUUCCUGGGACGACGUGGUGAAUCUUGAGACUGUACAGCUCUGGAUUUGCUUUCAUCUUGGUCGCCCAAGUUCGCUUUCUUCGAGGGACGUUGGCAUUGCACCUCCCAAGGAUCCAUUCAUCCUCAUCCUCAUACACCUCACAAACGUCAUGGCUCGUUCGGCAAACGAAAUUUACGGCCGACCACACGACUCAUUGUUGCAAAUGUGGAAGCUUGCCAGAUCCAUUACAGAAGACCUUCGUUGUUACGACGAGAAGAUGAAGCUUGCUCUUGGCUUUGGGCUUGACAAAUCACCCCAGCCUGGUGAUGUUGGUGUUCAGCAGGCCAUUCUCACAACCUGUAAGCCAUUGACAUGCAGAUUGAUGGACGGACGGCUAAGAAAGAUAGUAUACUAUCACACCAUUCUUUUGACAUUCCGACCGUUCCUGAUCUUUCGCGGGCGAUGGCUGCGCGAUACCAAAAAGUCUCCUUCCGCGACUGGGCCCAACACGACUAAACGUCCGACAGAAAUGCCGGCGUGGCUGAACGAGGCGUGCGACCACGCGGUCCACGCUGCAUGCAGGACUGUCCAUCAUCUAUGUGAAGCUGCUAUCGUCAAUGAGUUUGUUCGGGAACUUCGCUAUCAUGGCUUCUUCCUGACCAGCGCUUGCUUUGCACUUAUUUACGACUUCAUGUAUAACGAGAAAGUUGCAACUACACACCUUCCAUGGGUUCACGUGGGCCUCCAAUGUCUUGGAGCCAUGCGGCCGGGGGAUCCCAUCACAAGCUCUAUUUCAGCUAUACAGACUGUCCUGAAGAAACUGUGCCCGUCGUAUGAAUGGGUGCCACCUGGACCUGUCCAGGGUCAGACAUACGCACCAAACCUAACGAGCUCGGCAUCAGCUACCCCCUAUUCUAAUGGUGUAGCACCGAGCCAAGUAAAUCCUAUGCGCGAAACUUUCCCUGGUGGCACUUUUCUGGGAGGGUACCUUCCUACAAUGCCGAACAUCCAAGUCAAUCCGCUUCAAAGCGAUAUCCCGGAGGCCUCUGCUAGUGUUGUGAGCAGCGAGGAUCUUCCGGAUUUCAAUUUGUCGGAUAUGGGAUGGGAUUUUGACUUUUCCACGAUGGAUCUGGAAGCAUUCUUCUCUAUCCAACCAACUAUGAACCCAUCGCAGCCACUUUAA
Molecule: messenger RNA, 1977 nt
Organism: Aspergillus fumigatus Af293
Lineage: Eukaryota; Fungi; Ascomycota; Eurotiomycetes; Eurotiales; Aspergillaceae
Source: RefSeq, a predicted model, not a curated record